Molecule: messenger RNA, 757 nt
Organism: Bubalus bubalis (water buffalo)
Lineage: Eukaryota; Metazoa; Chordata; Mammalia; Artiodactyla; Bovidae
Gene: SPMIP9
Product: testis expressed 37
Exons: 4
Coding region: 92-634 (180 amino acids)
Cellular component (GO): cytoplasm
Source: RefSeq, a predicted model, not a curated record
CAGCAGCAAGCCUGUCCAGGUGGCAGGGACACUUGGAACUGGCAGGGCUGAAACAUCAUUAUCCUCUCUGCAGAAGGAAGGGUCGUCUGCUAUGUCAGGUGUGGUGUUCCCCGGACAGGCCCCUGUGGAUUUGGACAUAUACCAAAGCUCCUACAUGAUCGACUACAAACCUUAUGGGAAGCACAAAUAUGCCAGGGUCACAUCAGAAGAGCAAGCAAAGCUGGACACCCAACUCCGGGACAAAGAGUUCUACAGACCCACCCCCAGCCCCAACCCCAAGCUAGAAGAUGGAUACCCUGCCUUCAAAAGACCCCACAUGACCGCCAAGGACCUGGGGCAACCUGGCUUCUUCCCACCACAGGACCAUGUGGCCCCAGUGGAGGAUAAAUGGAGGUUCACCAGCAACUGUCCAUCCGUGUACCCAGCUUCCCAUGCUCUGUACCUGGCCCAUGGCGACCCGAACCGGAUUCGACAGAGUGCUGACUUCCCCUGUCUUCUAGAGCCUGAGCGCCAGCCUGCCCCAGACGUGGGCAAAGGCUACUUUCUACUGCCCGGCUGUGCCUGUCCUUAUCACUGUACAGACAAGGUUCCCAUAUUGAACCGAUGGGGCCCCUUGAUGCCAUUUUACCAGUAGGUAGGCUGAGAACACCUUCCAAGGGCCCUGUGGAAAUUCCUCCCUCUCACAAGGAAAUCCCUUGAUGUAUGGAUCAGAGAACUAAAAAUAAAACUCUGGAAAGACAAUCCAGUGGCACUAAGA